GCUACUAGAUCUAUAUUGGUGAGAACGUGAUAAUUGUUACUCUAAUUUCUAAGAAGUAACUCGGUGAACAAGCCAUCAUGUCUGGUUGGGAGCAUGGAAUAUGUGGUUGCUUUGAUGACUGCACAAUAUGCUUGCUGUCAUUUUUUUGUCCUUGCAUUCAAAUUUAUCGCAAUGCUAAUGCAAUCCCUGAUGGAGAACAUGGUUGCCUCUUUCUUUGUGGAAUGUGCACAUUUCUUCAUGCUUGCUAUAAUCGUACCACACUGCGUCAUGAUAUUCGUGUUCACAAAAAUAUCAGUGGAAGUCAUUGUGAAGACUGGCUAUGCACUUACUUCUGUUUCUCUCUUAGUUUAGCUCAAGAAUCUCAGGAAAUGAAGAGUGAGUAUAUGCUCCGUGAAUAGACUCUACUGUAAAAUAAUCAUGGACUUUUUCUCUAAAAUAAUAUAAAAUCAUUAUGUUGUGAUACAGCUUUUGGUUUAUUAAAAAAUUUUUUGUACCUUAUACAAAUUUUUUUUGAUGAAUGUGGGAGUGUUAGUCAAGACAAUUAAGUUUAA
This is a messenger RNA of Amphimedon queenslandica, 551 nucleotides long. Its product is annotated as protein PLANT CADMIUM RESISTANCE 2-like. Lineage: Eukaryota; Metazoa; Porifera; Demospongiae; Haplosclerida; Niphatidae. Bases 78 to 398 code for a protein of 106 amino acids. The record is from RefSeq and is a predicted model, not a curated record. The transcript is spliced from 3 exons.